AUGACAUUUGACAAGUAUUUGAGUCCACAUGUAGACGAGACACAAGUUAUAUCCGUCGAUAAUAAAUCCUAUACUGUUCAUUAUCUAUCUAUCUAUCUAUCUAUCUAUCUAUCUAUCUAUCUAUCUAUCUAUCUAUCUCAGUUUGUUCAUUAUCUAUCUAGAAUGAUAUACUUAAUCUAUCUUAUACUGUUAAUUAUCUAUCUAUUUAUAUAUCUAUCUGUUUUUCUAUCGCAUACUGUUCAUUAUCUAUCUAUCUAUCUAUCUAUCUAUCUAUCUAUCUAUCUAUCUCAGUCUGUUCAUUAUCUGUCAAGAAUUAUACACUUAAUCUAUCUUAUACUGUUAAUUAUCUCUCUAUCUAUUUAUCUAUCGUAUACUGUUCGUUAUCUAUCUAUCUAUCUAUCUAUCUAUCUAUCUAUCUAUCUAUCUAUCUCAGCCUUCUGUUCAUUAUCUGUCAAGAAUUAUACACUUAAUCUAUCUUAUACUGUUAAUUAUCUCUCUAUCUAUUUAUCUAUCGUAUACUGUUCGUUAUCUAUCUAUCUAUCUAUCUAUCUAUCUAUCUAUCUAUCUCAGCCUGUUCAUUAUCUAUCUAGAAUGAUAUACUUAAUCUAUCGUAUACUGUUCAUUAUCUAUCUAUCUAUCUGUCUAUCUAUCUAUCUAUCUCAGUCUGUUCAUUAUCUAUCUAGAAUGAUAUACUUAAUCUAUCGUAUACUGUUCAUUAUCUGUCUAUCUAUUUAUAUAUCUAUCUGUUUAUCUAUCGUAUACUGUUCAUUAUCUAUCUAUCUAUCUAUCUAUCUAUCUAUCUAUCUAUCUAUCUAUCUAUCUCAGUCUGUUCAUUAUCUGUCAAGAAUUAUACACUUAAUCUAUCUUAUACAGUUAAUUAUCUCUCUAUCUAUUUAUCUAUCGUAUACUGUUCAUUAUCUCUCUAUCUAUCUAUCUAUCUAUCUCAGUCUAAUGAUAUACUUAAUCUAUCGUAUACUGUUCAUUAUCUAUCUAUCUAUCUAUCUAUCUAUCUAUCUAUCUAUCUAUCUAUCUAUCUAUCCAUCUAUCUCAGUGGAUCGUACCACAACACUAUCGUAUACUGUUCAUUAUCUAUCUAUCUAUCUAUCUCAGUCUGUUCAUUAUCUAUCUAGAAUGAUAUACUUAAUCUAUCUUAUACUGUUAAUUAUCUCUCUGUCUAUUUAUCUCUGGUAUACUGUUCAUUAUCUAUCUAUCUAUCUAUCUAUCUAUCUAUCUAUCUAUCUAUCUAUCUAUCGCAAUAUCCUCAUUAUCUCUAUCUCUUUUCAUUGUCUAUCUAGAAUGAUAUACUUAAUCUAUCUUAUAUUGUUCAUUAUCUAUCUAUCUAUCUAUCUAUCUAUCUAUCUAUCUAUCUAUCUAUCAAGAUAG
This is a messenger RNA of Acanthosepion pharaonis, 1383 nucleotides long. Lineage: Eukaryota; Metazoa; Mollusca; Cephalopoda; Sepiida; Sepiidae. The record is from the annotation of a GenBank genome assembly.